Opisthorchis viverrini is the source of this 2506-nucleotide messenger RNA. RefSeq lists its product as hypothetical. Gene Ontology annotation, biological process: transcription initiation at RNA polymerase II promoter. The transcript is spliced from 11 exons. The coding region runs from base 245 to 2317 and encodes 690 amino acids. Gene Ontology annotation, molecular function: chloride channel activity. The record is from RefSeq and is a predicted model, not a curated record. Lineage: Eukaryota; Metazoa; Platyhelminthes; Trematoda; Opisthorchiida; Opisthorchiidae.
CUGAAGUUCAUAGGGUAAGAUGGAAAACAGUAAGCAGUUACUUGGGUGCUUAUUAACAUCUUAAUUGUCUUUUUCUUCCAAAGAUGAUGCGGUCUAACUUACCCCAUUCUAAUGUGUUAUCCCUCUUGUGUUCACAUAUUUCACUCCCGAUUUUCCCAUAGCCCUGAGGCCUUGAACAAUCACCUGUUGCUUCACGGAUCGUGCUAUCCGUUUGUUCUGAAAAUUCAUUCGAAGAAAUAUCUGGAUGUCACGCCCGAAGACAGGGUCUGACUGUUUUACUGAUGCGCAUGCUCUUUAUUCGGUGGACACUAGCCGCGCAAAGGAUGGUGUUUGGUUGGUAAAAGUGCCGAAAUAUCUGGCAGAACUGUGGCGCAAAUCUGGGCCAGACGGGGAGGGAGGGAAAGUGGUAAUUGCCAGUUCACCUGCACCUGGCCAAGCUGAAGGAAACCGACGACCUGUAGGUUCCCAAGUCACUCUAGUCACUGAUCCGGAUCUCUUGGCACAUGCCGGUGAAACAGGCGACCUCAUACCAAAAGAACAUCAAUUCUUCAUUCAGACUUCCGCGUCGACGUCCUCCGCGGCAAGUGGUCGGCCUGGUCAGUCGUCUCAACGUCGUGUGAGCGCUUUGUCUGGUCAAGAGCUGAUCAUCUUAGCUGAGGACGAUUUGGCGAUGGCUGGUCCAUCUGGCACUGGCACAGUGUGCAAUUCAGAAACAGACACUUCUUCCGCCCGUCCGUCCUCGCCUUUUUCCAAUUCCUCGUCCGCCCGUUACUCCCGGCGUCUUUCCUUAUUUGGACGAGUGAAUAGCCGAGCUGAAUGCAGACCGCCUCCAAAUACGCGGUACAUGAUGCUAAAGGCACAACAGAUGAAAGAAAUCAAUCGCCCGAAGCAUGAAGUUCGACUUUUAUACGAACCUGUUAGAAACUACAAACCGGUUGCCAAUCAUAUAAGCAAUAUUGAAUACGAAGCUAGAAAGCGUGCAGAAGGAAAGAACUUGCGGCGUGAAAAAGAUGAUGUGAUGCAAGACCUAUUCAAAGCUUUCGAACGACAUCAGUACUACACAAUCCGUGACUUAAUCCUGUUGACCAAGCAGCCAGUGACUUCCGAGGACCAGCCGAACGAAUCAAGUGGAACAGCUUACGAACGUUUCCAGAAUUCUUUGCAACUUCCAUUUCUUCUGCCUUUGGGGUCCACCAAGCAUCUCGGUCUGUGCGGACACUCAGUUUCACCUGGCGUCGGAUGGUGCGUCGGGUGGAGUCGUGGUGGCGGCCAGGAGGAACCUGCCACCGAGUCUCCAGCAAAGACACGGUUCUAUCAGGGAUCCAAUACUUGGAUGAAUUCAUUUCUACCGACUGAGUCUUUGAAUCAGUCGGACCUCAUGCCCAUUGUUCCCUACAAGUUGCGAAAGAAACCUGUCAUCAUUAUUUCAUCGAAUACUCCUCACUGUUCAUUAAGUUGUCCCCAUUUCGCGGAAUCUCCACUACCCGCAAAUCCCCCAGUCACAUGCCCCAUUCUGACUGUUGUUUGCACUCCUUUUUUCAAUCUGACCCCUGUUUUAGGUCUAAUGACGCAAGAUGAGUUGGACGUUUAUAUGGCAACCCCUCCGAAAGAAUACACUCUGUACUUCGUUCCUCUGGUUUGGGCGAUGGAUAUCAUCACAAAGGCACGUCGUGAAGGCCAUAUUCGAAUGGACCGCGCUGUUGAAAUUUUGUCGGAAGAAAUCACCUCUUUCCGUGGUAGACUGGGAACCAUUUUUGGGUAUGAUUGGAUCAAUCCACCUUUGGUUUAUACGCAGACGGCCACAAUCGUUGUCUACGCGUAUUUCACCUCCUGCCUUCUGGCUUGGCAGUAUCUGGACCCAAGCAAAGCAUAUCCGGGCUAUGAGGUGGACAUUUACGUGCCUAUUUUCGGUUUGUUGCGGUUCUUCUUCUACAUGGGCUGGCUAAAAGUUGCUGAAUCUCUCAUCAACCCAUUUGGGGAGGAUGUCGAUGAUUUUGAGAUUGAAUAUCUGAUCGAAAGAAAUCUUAAUGUAUCUUAUUUGAUCGUUGAUGAAAUGCACCAUGAUCAUCCGGACUUGGUACGGGAUGCUUUCUGGGAUGCCACGUGCCUUAGCUCACCUGAAUGGCCGAAAGGAGCCGGUGACAUGGCAGAGGAGGAUAUGUCUAACAUCACUGGCACUGAUGGUGACCGGUUUAUCGGCUCAUUAGCACAUUUCGAUGUGACUGGUCGGAAGACGAGCUCCGCUUUUUGGCGACACGCAAGCAUAUCCAAACCGUUCGCUUCAACUUCCAAUUUGGGAAAAGUAUCUCAACUGUGACUGGGUUUCAAGGUGUCACUUAUCCAGCUCAAUUCCGUCACUUGUUCCCACCGACAAGCCCGUUGUCGUCAAUCGCUCACCACUGCUCCAUCCAUCUUGCACACCGCAUUUGUGUGAUCCCACCGAACACUGGCAUUCCUCUGCGAUAUAGUCAAUAUUCCUCCGGCAUUUGUAUACCUUGCACUUGAG